AGUAACAGCUCACAGCCCUUUCUCUUCUUUCUCACCGUUUUUUCAAAUCCAUUGGCCACACCAGAGACAGCCACUGACCGCCAUUGAAAUGCCGCUUCUUCUUCUGCUUCUCUUUCUCCUUCUUCACCUCCAUUUCCACCACUCCAUUUCUGCUCACCUCCCCGAAUACCGCGCGCUUCUCUCCCAGAAGAGCUCCGUUUCCGAUGAUUCCAGAUCCGCGCUCUCCACUUGGGACGCCGCCACCGCCCACUGCACCUGGACGGGCGUCACCUGCGAUUCCCGCCGGCAUGUCAUCGGCCUCGACCUCUCCGGGAUGAACCUCUCCGGUACUCUGUCUCCUGACCUUGCCAAUCUUCGAUUCCUCACCAAUUUUUCCGUCGCGGAUAAUCAGAUUUCCGGCCCGAUUCCGCCGGAGAUCUCUGCCAUAUCUACGCUUAAAUGCCUCAACGUCUCUAACAAUAUUAUUAACGGUACAUUCCCCUCUGAACUCUCGCUGCUCAAGAAUCUGCAGGUUCUCGAUUUGUAUAACAACAAUAUGUCCGGGAGCUUGCCGCUUGUGGUCAUCGAGUUGCCGAAUCUCCGCCAUUUGCAUCUCGGCGGGAACUUCUUCUCCGGCGUGAUUCCACCGGAGUUUGGACGGUGGCAGUUCAUGGAGUACUUGGGGGUAUCUGGAAACGAGCUUCAAGGUCCAAUACCGCCGGAGAUUGGUAAUCUAACGACGCUUCGUGAACUUUACAUUGGGUAUUACAACACCUAUGACGGCGGUUUACCGCCGGAGAUCGGAAACUUAUCGGAACUGGUUCGAUUGGAUGCUGCGAACUGUGGAUUAACGGGUGAGAUUCCCCGUGAACUCGGGAAACUUCAGAAACUGGAUACUCUGUUUCUUCAGGUGAACGGUUUAUCUGGACCUUUGAUUCCAGAGCUCGGGAGCUUAAAGGGCUUGAAAUCCAUGGAUUUGUCCAACAACAUUCUUGUCGGUGAGAUUCCGGACUCAUUCUCUCAACUGAAGAACUUGACGCUUUUGCAUCUUUUCAGGAAUAAGCUUCAUGGAGCUAUUCCACAGUUCAUCGGUGACUUGCCGGAGCUGGAAGUACUGCAGUUGUGGGAAAAUAACUUCACUGGCUCCAUUCCCUAUAGUCUGGGGAAGAAUGGGAGGCUUGCUGUUCUUGACAUUUCUUCGAAUAAAUUGACUGGAACUUUACCUCCCGAUAUGUGCCGUGGAAAUCGACUUCAGACUUUGAUUACCCUCGGCAACUUCUUGUUCGGUCCAAUCCCUGAAUCUCUCGGUAGAUGCGAGUCGCUGAGCCGUAUUCGUAUGGGGGAGAAUUUUCUCAAUGGUUCGAUCCCCAAAGGUCUUUUCGGUUUGCCCAAUCUAUCUCAGGUCGAAUUGCAGAACAAUUUUCUCACCGGAGAAUUUCCAGUUACGGGUUCCAUCUCUGCCAAUCUCGGCCAAAUUAGUCUCUCGAACAAUCAGCUCUCGGGGUCCUUACCACCGACGGUCGGAAAUUUCUCCGGUGUCCAGAAGCUCCUGCUAGAUGGGAACCAGUUCUCCGGCCGAAUCCCACCCGAAAUAGGGCGUUUACAGCAGCUCUCGAAGAUUGAUUUCAGCCACAACAAAUUAUCUGGCCCAAUAGCGCCGGAGAUCGGCCAAUGCAGGCUCCUGACCUUCGUUGAUCUCAGCCGUAACGACCUCUCCGGUGAAAUUCCCAAUGAAAUCACCACUAUGAGGAUAUUGAAUUAUCUGAAUCUCUCAAGGAACCAUUUAAUUGGCAACGUUCCCCCUUCAAUAUCUUCAAUGCAAAGCUUAACAUCCGUAGAUUUUUCAUACAACAAUCUCUCUGGUUUGGUCCCUGGCACCGGCCAGUUCAGCUACUUCAACUACACGUCGUUUCUCGGAAACCCAGAUCUCUGCGGCCCAUACUUAGGACCUUGCAAAAAUGGGGUCGUCAAUGGCACCCAACAGCCUCAUUUAAAAGGCUCUCUCUCUGCUUCCGUGAAGCUUUUGCUUGUCAUUGUCCUGCUCGUCUGCUCAAUCGCAUUUGCAAUUGCAGCCAUCAUCAAAGCUCGUUCCUUAAAACGAGCGAGCGAGUCUCGAGCCUGGAAAUUAACCGCAUUCCAAAGAUUAGGUUUCACAGUAGAUGACAUUUUGGACUGCUUGAAAGAGGACAACAUUAUAGGCAAAGGAGGCGCUGGCAUUGUGUAUAAAGGUUUCAUGUCGAGCGGUGAUCACGUCGCCGUGAAAAGGCUACCGGGAAUUGGUCGUGGGUCGUCCCACGACCAUGGAUUCAAUGCUGAGAUUCAGACUUUGGGGAGGAUUAAGCAUCGGCACAUUGUUAGAUUGUUGGGGUUCUGUUCAAACCAUGAAAGUAAUCUUCUGGUUUAUGAGUACAUGCCGAAUGGGAGCUUGGGGGAGGUUCUUCAUGGCAAGAAAGGAGGGCAUUUGCAGUGGGACACGAGGUAUAAGAUUGCCAUUGAAGCUGCUAAAGGUCUUUGCUAUUUACAUCAUGACUGCUCGCCGUUGAUUGUGCAUCGAGAUGUGAAAUCAAACAACAUACUUCUGGAUUCUGAUUAUGAAGCUCAUGUUGCUGAUUUUGGGCUUGCCAAGUUUCUUCAGGAUUCGGGCACUUCUGAAUGUAUGUCCGCUAUAGCUGGUUCUUACGGAUACAUAGCUCCAGAGUAUGCUUACACAUUGAAAGUCGAUGAGAAGAGUGACGUUUAUAGCUUCGGAGUAGUACUGUUAGAGCUUGUGAGUGGGCGGAAGCCCGUUGGGGAAUUCGGGGAUGGGGUCGACAUAGUCCAAUGGGUCAGAAAAAUGACUGGCCCCAACAAUGAAGGGGUUGUAAAAAUCAUCGAUCCACGGCUCUCCUCAGUCCCUCUGAAUGAAGUAAUUCAUUUGUUCUAUGUAGCAAUGCUGUGUGUGGAAGAUCAAGCCGUGGAGCGGCCAACCAUGAGAGAAGUCGUCCAAAUCCUCACAGAAUUCCCAAAGCCACCAAGUUCAAAGCAAGCAGAUUUCCCCUCAAAAGAAGCCGAACUAGCAACAUCCCCGCCGUUACCCCCAUCGUCACCGCCACCGGGGGCGGCAUUAGAUUCAGCAAACAAAACAAGCCCACCACCUGAUCUUCUCAGCAUUUGAAACCCAACUGUGGAAGUAGUACUGUUGGAUUGUAUCUGUGGGGGAUUCAGUUCAUGAAAUAUAUAUAUAUAUAUAUAUAU
Momordica charantia (bitter melon) is the source of this 3213-nucleotide messenger RNA. RefSeq lists its product as uncharacterized. NCBI's taxonomy places the organism in Eukaryota, Viridiplantae, Streptophyta, Magnoliopsida, Cucurbitales, Cucurbitaceae. Gene Ontology annotation, molecular function: protein kinase activity; protein binding; ATP binding. The record is from RefSeq and is a predicted model, not a curated record. Gene Ontology annotation, biological process: protein phosphorylation.